AUGGCAUUUUCACAGUUUCGAAUAUUAUUUAAAAAAAAUUUUCUUCUUCGUCGUCGACAACCGGUACUUUUUCUUUUUGAACUUGUAUGGCCUUUAUUACUUUUUUGUAUUGUUGCUAUUGUCCGAAAAACUUCACCUACUCAAAAUCGACCAGCAUGUUAUUAUAAUCCCAUGCCAUUACCUAAUAGUGGUACAAUCGGUUUUCUUCAAAGUUUUUUGUGCAAUACAAAUGUUAGUUGUCGUUUAAAGCCCUUCGAUGUUCAAACAUCGUCGUUAAGAAAUUAUUUUCCAUCUGUUUAUGAUGGAAUACUUGGUUUAACAGACACAGAAGGUGUAAAUACUCUUUUAUAUAAUUUACCUAAUUUAACACGUAGUGUUGAUCAUAUAAAUAAUGCAUUCAAUGAUACAUUUUUACAAAAAAUCUUAGAUGGAAAAUUUUAUAUGUAUGAUUUAUUUAAUAAUACAAAUGAAUUUAAAAAUGAUUUAUUAUUGACUGGAAUGCCAAAUGAUUCAAUUGAUCAUUUUUUAAAUGGUUCAUUUAAUUUAACAGAAAUUUAUGAAACAUUUAAUAAAACAAUUAAUAUAGAACCAUUUUGUCGAAAUCAUUUUCUUAAUCAUUUUCUUACUGUUGAUAAUUCAACGAAUCCUGAUAUUGUUAUUCAAGCAUUAUGUCAAUUAAAUAUUAGAAAUCUUACAAUGGAUAUUAGUACAUUUAUUAAUCAACUUAAUUAUGAUACAAUUAAUCAAUAUUUUGGUAAUAUUUCUCAACUGAUAAAUGGACAAGAACUUAGAGAUAAAAUUCAACAAUUAAAAAGCCUUGAAAAUAUUAUAAAACAAUUAAGUACAUAUGCAGACUUAUUAAAAAAUAUGCCAAAUAUGACAGAAAUAGCACGAAUUAUUCCACGUUUAAUACAAAUUGUUGAACUUGUACAAAAUCAACGAGAUUUAAUACAACUGAUUCAUUUACCUUUAUUUUCUAAAGGGCGAUUAGAAUCACCAGGCGAUCUUAACACUAUUUUUUGUAAUCAAAACGAAAUUAAAAAUUAUGUUAUUUCAUUUCAUGAUCCAAUUAAUAUAUUACAAUGGAGUUUAUGUGUUUCGGAAUCAUUAUAUAUUCAAGGUUAUCAAGAAUUUAUUAAUCAAUACGGUGGACCUCUUCAAUUGAAAAAAUUUAAUGGUUUCAAUAUUGAACGUCUCAUUAAUGAAAUGCCAAUGAUUAGAGGUGAUUUUGAAUUAUUAAGUAAUGAAAACCAAUGGUUAAUGGCACUUAUUGAUGGAAUCAGUAAACAAGACUUAUCACCAAAAGAAAUUUAUACAUUAUUUAUGAAUUUUACAACUUAUCUUCCACAAUUUCAAAGAUUAAAAUCAAAUGUUUCACAUCUUGUUGAAAAAUAUUUUUGGGCCUUACCAGAUGAAUCAAUGCAAUAUAUGAUUUUAUCUAUUGUUGAUGGUCUUGAAAUAAUAAAUAAUUUGAGUAUUGUAUUACAAGAUAGCUUAAAAGGAUUACCUGCAAAAGAUGUAUUUCAAAAUUUUACAUUUAUUACUGAUAAAUUAAUGCGAGAUUAUGGUUUUUCUAAUUCAACAAUUGAACUUUUUAAACGAUCUCGUUUAUUUAAAGAUCCAACAAUUUUAUUUAAUCUAUAUUCUGACUAUCAACAAACCGUGUGUGAUGUUAAUUUAUUAAAUACAACAAUUUAUAAAGUUUGGCCUUAUUUACAAUUUAAUGCAAAUAUGAGUAUAGAAAAAUUAUCAAAAUAUGCAUGUGAUAUGUCAUUAGAAAAUCAAAGCAAAGUUAUUAAUAUAAUAUUUAAACACUUUCUGGUACCAGAGAAACUUCAAAUGUUUUAUAAACGUGGCGGACGUCAUAUUGUUAAUUUAUUUAAUAUGGAUGAAAAAGAACUUGAUGUUUUUAAACAAGUUGGUCCUAUUAUAAGUGAUGUUAAUGAACUAUUAAAACGUGUUAAAAGAUUAAAUCAACAAAUUGAUACAUCAGAAAAUCAAGAUCAAUUUUCAAAAAUAACAAAUAUAUUUUGUGCUGAAGUUGAUAAACCAUCGAAUCCACAAAGACAAGUUGCUGAUGAAGAAACUAUCUUUGAACAACUUAAAGAUGCAUUAAAAAGAACAAAUCAAUCGGAAUCAUCGCGUCAACAAACUUCAGAAUCAAUUGAUGAAGAAGAUGGUGUUGAUUGUUCAGAUAUACGAAGAAGUAUUGAACAAAGUAGUGAUGUUGGAUAUAUUGUUUGGCCAUUGAUUAAACCAUUACUUCUCGGAAAAAUUUUAUAUGCGCCUGCAACACCAGUUUCUAAUGCAAUUAUUGCAAAGGUCAACAAAACAUUCGAAGAAUUGGAUAAAAUUCAUCAAUUUGCAAAAGCUUGGGUUAAGUCUCCACUUAAUUUAACAGCUGUAUUUGGUGAUCUACAAAAUACCAAUAAUAUUAAAAAAGUAUUAUCAAAUCAUUUAUUUCAAGAAUUAUUUAAUAAUAUAAUUGGAAUAAAUACAUUUGAUAUGGAAUCAAUAAUAUCAAUGUUAGAAAAUUUUAGUGGUGGAGCAAAUACAGAUGUUUUAAAAAAUAUUGAAAUGAUUAUGAAACAAUUUAGUGAUUAUUUACCAUGUAUUGAAUUAAAUCGUUUUGAAGCACUUCAAUCGGAAAGUGAACUUGUUGAACGAGCUAAAGAAUUACAUCGAAAUCGAAUGGUUAUUGCUGGAAUUGUUUUUUCAAAUUUAAAUAGUUCAAAUCCAAAUGCCAAUUUUCUUCCACCACAUAUUCAUAUUAAAAUUCGUAUGGAUGUUGAUAGUGUACGAACAACAGAACAAUUAACAAGUUGGUUAUUUUUUCCUGGCCCUGAAAAUGAUUAUUUUCGUGAAAUGCAUUAUCUACGAGGAUUUAUACAAUUACAAGAUUUAAUUGAACGUGCUGUUAUUGAUUUACAUUUUGAAGAUACUGAUAAAAUAUCAACAAAUCCUGUUGUUUAUAUGCAAUUAAUGCCUUAUCCAUGUUAUCGUGGUGAUCCUGGAAAAGAAUCAUCGUAUGUUAAUUAUUUUAUUUUACCAAUAUUGGGAACAUUGAUGUGGACAGCUACAUUGGGUGUAUCUAUAAAAAAUUUAAUGCGUGAACGUGAAAGAAAUGUGGAACAAACAAUGAAAAUUAUGGGUCUUAAUUCGACUGUAAAUUUUAUUUCUUGGUUAAUUACUUCCUAUAUACCAAUGAUUUUUGUAUCGAUUAUUGUUGCUGUUGUUCUUAAAUAUGGUGGAAUUUUUCCAGCAUCGGAACUUACUGUAACCAUAACACCAUUACUUACUCUUGCUCUGUCAGCAUUAAUGCUUGGGUAUUUAGUUAGUGCUUUUUUUACCAAAGCAAAUUUAGCUACAUUAUGCGGCAUAUUAAUCUAUUUUAUUUCCUAUCUUCCAUUUAUUCUUGUCAUGUUUCUCGAAGCUAAAAUGCAAUUAAUUCAUAAAAUAUUAAUUAAUUUAUCAAGUGCAACAGCAUUUGGUUAUUCAUCAAUAUAUUUAACACGUUUAGAAUAUCAAGGUGACGGUAUUCAAUGGAAUACAGUUUUUAAAAAUAUCUUUCCUAAUGAUCAAAUGAAUUUUGGUAUUGCUUGUGUAAUGAUGUUGGUAGAUUCAAUUAUUUAUGGUAUUAUUGGCAAUUAUAUUCGUUCGAUAUUACCGCAUAAAAAUGGUCGUAGAAAACCAUUUUGGUAUCCAUGUUUACCAUCAACAUGGUGUUUUUGUAAGAAAUCAAAUCGUUUCGAUGGACUUGAUUCAGGAUUUCGUAUUGAGCGUGAUCAUCAACCAAAUCCAUUUACUGCUCGAAUGAAACAAAUUGAUCCAAAUAAUGAGCAAGAACCAACAAAUUUACCAGUUGGUAUUUCAAUUGAAAAUUUAUCAAAACAAUUUGGUGAAAAUAAAAAAGCUGUUGAAAAUUUAUCAUUAAAACUUUAUGAAAAUCAAAUAACAGCUUUACUUGGACAUAAUGGUGCUGGAAAAACAACAACAAUUAGUGUUUUAACUGGAAUUUAUCCUCCAACAAAUGGUUCAGCAAGUAUUUAUGGACGAGAUAUAACAACAGACUAUGAAGAAAUAAGAAAAAAUGUUGGUUUAUGUCCACAAGAAGAUAUUUUAUUUGAUUUUAUGACUGUUCGAGAACAUUUACAAUUUUAUGGUCGUUUAAAAGGAAAUAUGAGUUCAAAAGAAUUAGAUCGAGAUAUAAAUGAACUUUUAAGUAGUAUGGGUUUAUGGACAUUUCAACAUGAACGUGUUUCAUCAUUAUCUGGUGGUGUAAGACGACGUGUUGCAGUUAGUAUUGCAUUUGUAGCUGGUUCAAGAACAGUUAUUCUCGAUGAACCAACAUCAGGUGUUGAUCCAUGUGCAAGAAGAAGUAUUUGGGAAGUUAUAUUUAAACAUAGAACUGGUAGAACUAUUCUAUUAACAACACAUUAUUUGGAUGAAGCUGAUACUUUAAGUGAUCGUAUUGCUAUUAUUCAUCAAGGUCGAUUAUUAUGUAGUGGUUCAUCAAUGUUUUUAAAGAAACGUUUUGGUAAAGGUUAUAGUUUAACAGUUGAUUUAAAACUUAGAGUACAAAAUAAAAUAAAAAUUAUUGAAAGUAAACAAUUCAAAGAUCUUAAUACAUUCAUAUUACAAGAAAUACCUGAUGCAACAAUACGUGAACAUAUUGGUACUGAAGUAACAUAUUCAUUUAAACAUGAACACCGACAUAAAUUUGCACGAUUAUUUAAACAAAUUGAAGUUAAUAAAGAACGAUUAACUAUUGGAAAUUAUGGUUUAUCAGAUACAACACUUGAAGAGGUUUUUCUAUGGGUAACAGAAUUAGCUGAUCAAGGCAAAAUGGAUGAUUUAAGUGAAAAUUCUACUGUACCAAAAAUUGUCAUUGAACAACCACCUAUUCCAUCAUCUCAUAGUGAUGAUAGUGGUCUCGGUGGUGAAUCAAAUGCAACAAUGGAUGCUAUAUCAAUGAUAAGUGGAAGUAGUGCACAAUUACCAACAAUAUCAAAUGUAACUUUAAAUCCUCCACCAAAAUAUGCUAAAAUUAAUGGUCGUAAAUUAUAUUUUCAUCAAUUUCAAACAUUAUUAUUAAAACGUUUUCAUCAUACAAAACGUAAUUGGAAAGUUUUUCUUUCACAUAUUUUUCUUCCAUUAAUAUUUGUUGCUAUGUCAAUGGGUUUUACACUAUUACGUCCAUCACAAACCUUUCAACGACCAUGGUUAUUAACACCAGCUAUGUAUGAUCAAUCAGCAAUGUUUGUUAAGUAA
Molecule: messenger RNA, 5271 nt
Organism: Rotaria sp. Silwood2
Lineage: Eukaryota; Metazoa; Rotifera; Eurotatoria; Philodinida; Philodinidae
Source: the annotation of a GenBank genome assembly